AUGACGACCGUCCAACGGAUCCAUGUCACUGAGAACGAACGACAAAUCUUCGAUCUGCUUCUCCGUGCCGUCGGCAAUUUCAGUCCCAAAACGAAGCUUCGCGUCGCCGGUGGUUGGGUGCGCGAUAAGAAUAUUGAAUGUUUGCUAUUAUCUCUCAACGGUUACUUACGCUCUCAAGGGGAGGACGAAGUACAAGGUCACGUCAUUGAAAGUAAACCUGCACAAGAAGGCAAACAGAAACCGACGUUGGAGACAGUAAAGAUGAGUCUUUACAACCACUCGAUAGAUCUUGUACACUUGAGAAGGGACGUAUAUGCACGCGGUAGUCGCAUCCCUGUAAAAGUGGUAUUUGCCUCCCUAGAAGAGGACGCUUUCAGGAGGGCCUUAACUAUAAAUAGCUUAUUCUACAACAUUCACACUGGCUUAGUAGAAGAUCUUACAGGAAGAGGUUAG
Microthlaspi erraticum is the source of this 453-nucleotide messenger RNA. The record is from the annotation of a GenBank genome assembly. NCBI's taxonomy places the organism in Eukaryota, Viridiplantae, Streptophyta, Magnoliopsida, Brassicales, Brassicaceae.